AUGGGUCGACAGAAAAUUGAAAUCAAAAGAAUUGAGAAAGAAGAUGCAAGACAAGUUACCUUCUCUAAACGUAGAGGAGGUGUUUUUAAGAAGGCUCAUGAACUUUCUACCCUUUGUGGUGCUGAGAUUGCUAUCAUCGUAUUUUCACCCGCUGGAAAACCUUUUUCUUUCACUCAUCCUCACAAUAUCAUCGACCGCUACCUCUCUGGAAAUUCUCAUCCAACUCCACUUGUCACGGCUCAUCGUGAAGCCAAAAUUCGUGAACUCAACAGAGAGUAUACGAAGCACUUAGCAGGGGUGCAUGAGUUGGAACAGUUAAGUGAUGCUAUUGACAACCUCAAAAGUAAGGUUGCUGAUCGAGCGGAUGAAUUGUUGCUCACUUAA
Molecule: messenger RNA, 384 nt
Organism: Papaver somniferum (opium poppy)
Lineage: Eukaryota; Viridiplantae; Streptophyta; Magnoliopsida; Ranunculales; Papaveraceae
Product: agamous-like MADS-box protein AGL61
Exons: 2
Coding region: 1-384 (127 amino acids)
Biological process (GO): positive regulation of transcription by RNA polymerase II
Molecular function (GO): protein dimerization activity; DNA-binding transcription factor activity, RNA polymerase II-specific; RNA polymerase II cis-regulatory region sequence-specific DNA binding
Source: RefSeq, a predicted model, not a curated record